Messenger RNA from Girardinichthys multiradiatus, 5958 nucleotides. RefSeq names its product rho GTPase-activating protein 22 (gene arhgap22b). Gene Ontology annotation, biological process: signal transduction; activation of GTPase activity. Bases 929 to 2860 code for a protein of 643 amino acids. The transcript is spliced from 7 exons. Gene Ontology annotation, molecular function: GTPase activator activity. NCBI's taxonomy places the organism in Eukaryota, Metazoa, Chordata, Actinopteri, Cyprinodontiformes, Goodeidae. The record is from RefSeq and is a predicted model, not a curated record. Gene Ontology annotation, cellular component: focal adhesion.
UGUUCCAGGAUACACUUCCGGCAAAGACCAAACUAGAUCACAGGGCCCUUCUAUUUUGUUUCAGCCACCAGUUGAGGGGAACUUGUUGGUCUGUAUGGCCUUGAUUUAAAUCUUCCCAAAAGGAUUGAUGUUCUGAUGAAGGGUUCCCAUCCCAGACUAGAGUACUUGACAGAAGACAGAAACUUGUCUAAGUAUUCCUGGCUGUAAAGUUCCUAGGUACAGCUGAACAGCAGCGCCUUAUGUUACCACAAGAACUAUAUUAAUAGGAGUGUGUAAGUUACCAAUAAUACAGUGGAUGACAUCACAGGCUGAAUCAUUAUAUUUGUCAUUUUGUCUCACAAAGAAACUCUUCUGCUGCUUCUUCUACCUAUACAUUUUUACACUACUUUAAAAAGAGACACAAUUUAUUUGUUUUAUCUACAUUGUUAAAGUAGUCUCUUAAAUGGAAAGAAUAAUCUGAAAAUGUGCAAAACUAAAGUACAAAUGUUACAAAAAAGAUGGAAACUACCUUAGGUGGCACUGUAACAUUAGCUUGUUGUAUGCACCAGUCUUCUUGACUGAACUAUAGUUAGUUCAAACCUUACAAGAUAAAGAACUGUAAUCCUAAACUGUGACAAUGGGAGAUAAUUAGUAACAGUUACAUGAGUGGGCUAAUGAGCUCAGCUCUGUGUGGUUCCUCUCUCUGUGGCCCAGUUAUGUCUCUAGCUGCCCUCUCAGUUUCACAGGCCCCGGAGGUGUGUGUGUCUCAGUUCACGGUCCAGAAUAGAUCUGUCGCAAACUCUCACAGCUGAGGUUACCAGUAACAUUGCAGAGACACAGCACACAGACCUCAUCAUGUUCUUCUGCUGCCUUCUUGUUUGCCUCAGCUUUUUUUAAUCGGGUCUGGAGUUUGGACAUAGAGGAUUAUUCUCCCUGUUCCCAGAGUGAAAUGCCAGACAUGGGAUGGAUUAACUUGGUGAAAUGCAGUUUUGGGAUGUUUGAAAGACGCUCUCUGCUGCCGUGCGGCUCCUGUAUGGUGAAGUACUACGAUUACGGCGAGCUGCCAGCCAGCUGCGACUGCUGCAGCCAGUCAAACAGAAUUUUUGGCCAGCGUCUCGAGGAUACAGUGCUGUUUGAGAGGAAGUUUGGCCCUCGGCUGGCACCGCUGCUGGUGGAGCAGUGUGUGGACUUCAUCAGAGAGAGGGGCCUGGAUGAGGAGGGUCUUUUUCGAAUGCCGGGUCAGGCUAACCUUGUCAAAGAGCUUCAGGAGGCUUUUGACUGUGGAGAAAAGCCUCUGUUUGAUAGUAACACAGACGUCCACACAGUGGCAUCCUUGUUGAAGUUGUACCUGAGAGAACUGCCUGAACCAGUCAUCCCCUUCUCCAAAUAUGAGGACUUUCUAACCUGUGCACAGCUUUUGGCCAAAGACGAGGAGGAGGGGAUCCAGGAGCUAGGGAACCAAGUUAACACUCUACCUGUGCCUAACUACAAUCUCCUCAAGUACAUAUGCAAAUUUCUGGAUCAGGUUCAGUCCCACUGCAACGAGAACAAGAUGAGCGUCCAGAACCUUGCCACAGUAUUUGGGCCAAAUAUCCUUCGAACCAAGAUGGAGGACCCAGUAACUCUCAUGGAAGGAACUUCUCUGGUCCAGCACCUAAUGACAGUCCUCAUUAGGGAACACCAUCGGUUAUACUCAGGGAGGUACCAGGAGGGACCUGUUUUGCCCCAAACUCAGUUACCUGACCCAGGCAGCGGUGUUGGACAUCAGCUCCAACACUGCAGCCUUGGAGCCUGGAUCUCUGAGGAAGACCUACAGAGUGGUCCAGCUUUCAACAAUGACCAAGAACUGCACAGCAGUGCCUCAUCUCUGGAUGCCAAACUGUGCACAGCUGUCACCCCCACCCAGACCCCUAACCCAAACCCUGGACCAAAAACGGGGCCUUUAACAGGGAAAGGAGACCCAGUGGUCAGUCCAAGUAAACAAGCCAAGACCUUGCCUUCCUGGAAAUACUCUUUCAAAAGUUCUUCAACUCCCCGUUCACAGCCACUGACUAAGCAAACUACCACUAGUGGCACAGUGGCAGAUACAAGUGCUUCUUCUGGUGGUGGAGGAGGUAACUGGCUCAUCAAUGGUUUGUCCUCCCUGAGGGGACACCGUCGCACAUCUUCAGGUGAGCGAUCUGCCCGAGAUCGUGACUCCACCGGGUCCUCCCAGAGACUGUCUACUUACGACAAUGUCACCUCAUCUUCUAGCACGGGGAGCGUUCUGAGUGUCUCCAGCACACCGUGGUCAAGCUCCUCUUGUGAUAUCUCUGUGCCAGACUCUGGAGGAGAACCUUCGAUGCAGCAGAACUUCGGAGGUGGAGUAGACGGUGAUCAGAAGGUGGAGUGGACAGAGAGCCAGAAGGAGGCUGAGCGAGAAAAGGAAGGGGGGAUGACAGAGCCGAGCUUGAAACAGGACAGCUGUGAGGCCAUAGAGUUUUGCAGCAGCAGUGCUGCAUGCAGCGAAAGUGAAAACAUACCUGUGGUAGAAGGAGUGGCAUCCAUUAUUUUGACAGAAGAUGGAGAUGGGACAAACCUGACCCUGAACAGUCUGGUGGAGGGAUUGACGGAGGACUUAAGAAAACAGAGGAGCACAUACGAGGCCAGGAUUCAAAAAUUGGAAGAGUCCAGCACCGCAUUGUGUGCCCAGGUCGAGCGUUUAGAACAGGAGAUGGAGCAAGAGAAGAAGAAGCAGCGCAUGCUGGAGAUCAAACUCCGGAACUCUGACAGGGCACGGGAAGAUGCUGAGAACCGUAACCGUCUUCUAGAGAAGGAGAUGGAGGAUUUCUUCUCCACACUGGACGAUCUGGCUCUGGGCUCAAGAACAAGCGACAUUUGAUUCUAAAUUGAUUUCCUUUUUUCAGCAUUGUAACUGUCACCGGAAGUCUGGGGGCUUGACUUCUUUUUGUGCAACAGGACAUUCCUAUAAAGGAAUAAUUAACAGUAAAUGAAGAAAAGAAAGCAUAAUGUUGCACAUUUCCAAUAUGCUUGAAAGUAUUGAAAAAAACAAAUGCUGAAGGAAGCAAAUGUCAUCAUUGUUCUGUGAGAUGAUUCUUACAAAGGUUGACUUUUUCGCAUGCUUGAAACUGAACAUGAAGAUGGGUCUCCCGUAAUUAGCAUACCCCCUCCACUGAUAUUUCUUGUGAAGGCAGUGUCAUAAACAUCUCAGGUGCGUGUUACAUGACUGAGAAAUCAUAUGAGAACUUCCUUUAAGCUUUGUACUUGAGAGCACUGACCUUUUCAACCACUACUUUCCAUGAAUCUUGUACUAACACUGUAGAAUUGUAGGAACCCCAGAUGUAAUGCAGAUAAGUCACUCAUAUUUAUAUUUCCAGAAUAUCCACAAGCAAUAGUUUGAGAAUCAAGUAAAUCCACUUAUUCCUUUUCCUUCAUUCUGUGGUUCUCAAACUUUUUUAUAACAGUUACCACCUCAGUAAGUACGUUUUUUGGGGAAACACCAUCUUAGACAAUUUUAACACUGUGUAAAAAUAAACCAUGGAGUUUUUUUAUUUGUUAAAAGGUCUCUAGAAAUCAGAAUUCCCAGUGGUAAGGUAUUUUUUUUUUUUUUUACUGGUUUCCCGCCAGUCCUGAUGUCUAAAUCCAUCAUGGCUACUUGACUAUAACAGUGGUAGAAAAAAGAAAAGAAAUAAAAUAGUUCAUAUGAAUUUCUGACAACUUGUAUCUCAUUAAAUCUUUCACACACUCAGUCUAUACAACGUCCCCUAAGGAACAUGUUGUUGCAGCAACUGAAUAUACAAAACGCAGAAAAAACAUUAUUAAUUUGUAUCGUUAAUAGUAGUUAGCCUCGUAACUGAGGCUGGACAGGCUAGGUUUAAUCUCUUUCCCAAAUCCAAAUUCCAACUUCCAAGGUGAAAAAACACAGCAAAAGGCAGCAGCACUUAUUACUGGUUCCGACUAGGAAUUCACAAAAUGUUCUCCUCUGCAUUUAAAUUUUGAGAAGUUUCUGAUGAAGAAAUGUUGCUGUUUACAUCACAGUUUAUCUGCCCCCAACUACCUUGCAAAUAUUUAAUGCUAUAUCAGUAAAGGUACCAGUAAGAGCAGGCCAAGUACUAUAAGGGGUACUUGUACCUGUAUAGAACUAUGGUGUAAAGUAAUACUUUGACCAAUAUAGUACCAAUAUGUGUACAUAAAGUGGUGCUAGGUUGCUACAUGUUUGCCUUAGUCAUAUAUUGUACUGUUCAGAUUAUUUAUUUGAUUUAGAAAUUUCAGUUAGCUUGGGUUUAUCUCGGAUUUACGUCAUCCCAAGCUAACUGGGUUCAGCUCGUACACUUUCUUAUACUGCAGGGCCAGUUGAUCAUUUCUUUUCUGUUGAUUAAUUAAAUGUAAAGAAGUGGAAAUAUUGUGAUAACCAGACAAUGAUCCUGAGAUGAAGGUUGAAAGACCUGGUCAUUGAUUAGUGUAUCUUCAUACCUGGUCAAAUGAAAGUAUUUGAGUACAAGAUAACCAGUUUACCUUUAAAUAACUUAACUAAAUGGACUAUUUACACUAAUAACUUCAGCAGAGGUCUUGCAUUUUCUAUAUUUGUACUGCAAACAUUGUGGCUGAGGUUCAAGGUUAAGUUUGUAUACUGUAUUAACAAAAGCAGGUUUCAGUAAACUAGACUUUUAAUUUCUUAAGUGAAACCUAAACACAUACAGAAUGGACUUCUGCCAUAGCUGCCUCAAUCUCAUAGUUGUCCUCAGGCUUUUCCAGUGCCUCUUGUCACCAUCUACAUGGUGUCUGAGUCCAUUUGAUGGCAAAGUCUAGAGCUUUGGUUUGAUCCUCCCACUGUUAAUAUGCCUCUAAUGUAUAGAUUAUAUACCAAGGGUUAAAUUUACAAUUCCUCAAGCAUUUAGUAUUUAGCAUUAAAUCUAUCAUACAGAACAUGUGACUCACAGUGUUGUAAAAAAUGUGGUUGCUCCCUUACAGAUUGGUUCUGUUAUUACUUUUCUGUCCCACUUAAAUGUCUAGUGAGUGUGGCAAUACUUUUGCACAUAGGGCCAGUUUGGCUUGAAUAGCCUUUCUCCACUUACUACAAGAAAACACCAACGGAAAACCUGUGUUUUGUAUUAAUUCAGGUUAUCUUUGCCAUGCCAUGACUGCUGAUCUGAAACAUUAAGGUGUAAAAAAUCAAAACAGGAUAUCUGUAAGAGGAGAAAUACUUUUCUGCUGCACUGUUUGACACACAGUAAAUACCAAAGCUGGACCGUCUCAUCAGCAAUUCACUCACAUGAGAUCAGAGUGGCCUGUCUGGAAGCCAUGUUGAUUUUGGCACAUGAAGCUGAACACUGCCCUCAGAGAAACAAUGGAGUUUCCUGGCUAAGAUUUCAGGGAAGUGUUUUUGAACAGGAAAGAAAAUGCUGCUUGCUUGUCCUACAAUGUGGUGUAAAUAUUCUCCCACAUGACGGCAGCUUGUUUUUUUGUUUUUUUAUUAUAAUAUGGAACCACUGACUGAUGCUACUGAAUCCCUUAAUGGUGCCAGUUCUCCUUACUCAAUUGUAAAGUGUUCGGAAGGUUUGCAUCAAGAAUGUAUCAUUAUAGUGAAUGUGCUAUGGAUCAAAACCAGCCCUUUGAUAGAAAUGUAAGAUGUGAACCUUUUCUUAGUCAGCCCAUGUAUCUGGGUCCAGCUGUACCUUUACAAAGUGGUGCUAAGACACGUACAGCUGCGCAUGUAAGAGAUCUUAUUGCAGUUUUAGUCUGAUCCUUUAUAAGCUGCCUGUGACACUUAAAUUUUUUUUAAGCUAAAUGAGGAUCUUGGUUUUGAGAGAAGUGCAUGUGGUUAUUAAAAAUGAUUUUUUUGGCAUCUUCUCAUUAAUCAGAAGAAUAUCCAGAGGUGUUAACAGGGCCAGGUAUUUCUUAAAGGGCCCUAUGACUGUUGUAAUGGCAUUGUUGUAAUGAAUGGCCAAAUCUGAGAAUAAAGAUAACUGUCACACAUGA